UACAUUUCUGCCGAUAGAUCCUUUCAGAGAGGCAGAUACACCGCGUCCAGCAAUGUCAAAAAGAAAAGAAGCUCAAAAUUAUUGAGCCAAGAUUCCUGAGUUGCUCACAGAGCAAUUCUUGUGUGAUUAACUGCUGCUUCUUUUGGACCUGAGGAACGAUGGGGACACCACUCCACAAGGCGCUACAGGAAAGGCAAGUGACCGCCAUUGUCUUUCUGUUACUAUUGUGGGAGGCAGGCAGUGCGACCGUUAAGUAUUCGAUUCUAGAGGAAACAGACAGGGGCUCUUUGGUGGGCAACCUGGCAAAAGAUUUGGGGUUGGGCUUAAGGGAUCUGGUCAUCAGGGGCGCCCAGAUUCUUAACAAAGGGAACAAACAACUCUUGCAGCUGGAACAGAAGAGUGGAAAUUUGGUUCUGAAAGAGAAAUUGGAUCGGGAGGAGUUAUGUGGGAGCACGGACCCGUGCAGCCUAUAUUUCCAAGUGUUACUAAAAAGCCCAGUGCAAUUUAUUCAAGGGGAAAUACAGCUCCAAGAUGUAAACGACCAUGCCCCAGAAUUCAUGGAAGAUGAAAUCCUCCUUAAAAUUCUGGAAAGUAGCCAUCCAGGGACAAAGUUCCCACUGAAAAUAGCUCAAGAUUUGGACGUAGGUAGCAACACAGUUCAGAACUAUACAAUCAGUAUCAACUCCCAUUUCCACCUUCUCACCGGCAAUCACAGCGACGGCAGGAAAUACCCUGAGCUUGUGCUAGACAAAGCACUGGACCGGGAGGAGCAGGCAGAGGUUAGAUUAACACUCACGGCUCUGGACGGCGGGACACCUCCCAAGACUGGGACUACCCAGGUUCUCAUCAUGGUCCUGGACAUUAAUGACAAUGCCCCCGAAUUUGCCCAGGGGCUCUAUGAGGUGCAGGUUCAAGAGAACAGCCCCAUAGGCUCACUUGUUAUCACCGUGUCCGCGAGAGAUUUAGACGCUGGGGUCUACGGAGAGCUGUCCUAUUCGCUUUUUCAAUCCUCAAAUCAGGUGCUUCGGGCUUUUGAAAUAAAUACAGACACCGGAGAAAUUAGAAUAAGAAAACCAUUGGAUUUUGAGGAAAUUCAGUCUUACCGCAUGGAAAUCGAGGCCUCUGAUGGGGGAGGUCUUGCAGGAAAAUGCACGGUAGUAAUAGACGUGACGGAUGUGAAUGACAACGCCCCUGAACUCACCAUAUCAUUACUUAUCAAUGAUAUUCCAGAAAAUUCUCCUGAAACUGUAGUAGCCAUCUUUGGAAUUUCAGAUCCAGACUCUGGAGAGAACGGGAAAAUGAUUUGCUCCAUCCAAGGCCAACUUCCUUUCCUCUUGAAACCUACUGAAAAAAAUUUCUACACUUUGGUAACGGAAGGCGCACUGGACAGAGAGAGCAGAGCUGAGUACAACAUCACCAUCACAGUCAGCGACAUGGGCACACCCAGGCUCACAACCCAGCACACCAUAAGAGUGCAGGUGUCUGACAUCAACGACAACGCCCCCGCCUUUACACAAAGCUCCUACACCCUGUUUGUCCACGAGAACAACAGCCCCGCCCUGCACAUAGGCACCAUCAGCGCCACAGACUCAGACUCAGGCUCCAAUGCCCACAUCACCUACUCGCUGUUGCCCACCCAAGACCCACAGCUGCCCCUCUCCUCGCUCAUCUCCAUCAAUGCCGACAACGGGCAGCUGUUUGCGCUCAGGUCCCUGGACUACGAGGCCCUGCAGACCUUUGAGUUCCACGUGGGCGCCACAGACCAAGGCUCACCUGCACUCAGUAGCCAGGCGCUGGUGCGCGUGCAGGUGCUGGACGCCAACGACAAUGCGCCCUUCGUGCUCUACCCGCUGCAGAACGCCUCUGCGCCCUUCACAGAGCUGCUGCCCAGAGCAGCAGAGCCAGGCUACCUGGUCACGAAGGUGGUGGCUGUGGAUCGCGACUCUGGCCAGAAUGCCUGGCUGUCGUUCCAGCUGCUCAAAGCCACGGAGCCAGGGCUGUUCAGCGUGUGGGCUCACAAUGGCGAGGUGCGCACCUCCAGGCUGCUGAGUGAGCGCGAUGCUCCCAAGCACAGGCUGCUGCUGCUGGUCAAGGACAAUGGCGAUCCUCCGCGGUCUGCCAGUGUCACUCUGCAUGUGCUGGUGGUGGAUGGCUUCUCUCAGCCCUUCCUGCCUCUACCAGAGGUGGCGCGCGACCCCACACAGGACGAAGACCUGCUUACAUUGUACCUGGUCAUUGCCUUGGCAUCUGUUUCUUCGCUCUUCCUCUUGUCUGUGGUGCUGUUUGUGGGGGUGAGGCUGUGCAGGAGGGCCAGGGCAGCCUCUCUGGGUGGCUGCACUGUUCCUGAGGGCCACUAUCCUGGACACCUGGUUGAUGUCAGUGGCACGGGAACCCUGUCCCAGACCUACCAGUAUGAGGUGUGUUUGACACGAGGUACGGGGACAAAUGAGUUCAAAUUUCUUAAACCAGUGCUUCCCAACUUCUUGAAUGAAGCGGCUUAUGGGAACGAUGAGGAACAUUCCAACUUUAGGGAUCAUUUGGGGUUUAACUAGAAAUCGUGCUUUGCUCUUGUGGGAUGAAUUAAGUCUUCACUGAUGCAUGUGUAAUUUCCCAACUUUUCACUCAUUGUAAAGAGCGAAUUAGCACAUUACUAAUAGUCACAUUUAUAGCUGUUUCUAGUUGUUGAUAAUUCCUUGCAUUUUUGUUAACCAGCUUAUGCUCAAGUGCACAAAGUAGCUGCAAAAUG
Molecule: messenger RNA, 2746 nt
Organism: Arvicola amphibius (Eurasian water vole)
Lineage: Eukaryota; Metazoa; Chordata; Mammalia; Rodentia; Cricetidae
Product: protocadherin beta-14
Exons: 1
Coding region: 159-2552 (797 amino acids)
Biological process (GO): homophilic cell-cell adhesion
Cellular component (GO): plasma membrane
Molecular function (GO): calcium ion binding
Source: RefSeq, a predicted model, not a curated record